Messenger RNA from Acyrthosiphon pisum (pea aphid), 1472 nucleotides. Its product is annotated as translocating chain-associated membrane protein 1-like. NCBI's taxonomy places the organism in Eukaryota, Metazoa, Arthropoda, Insecta, Hemiptera, Aphididae. Gene Ontology annotation, biological process: SRP-dependent cotranslational protein targeting to membrane, translocation; protein insertion into ER membrane. The record is from RefSeq and is a predicted model, not a curated record. Gene Ontology annotation, cellular component: endoplasmic reticulum membrane.
GUAACCAAGACCCCAAUCAGCUGAUCGAGUUUCGCUUCUAUAUUGUUCUAUACCGAUACGUGGUUACCACUGGUCACCUUCGACGUUAUCAAUAAAAAACAACCUGAAUAUUAUGUAAACACACGCCGUCAGGUGUAUUAUAUUGACAUGUCAGCAUUCAGCAACCUGUAGCAGCCAACGCACUCAGAUCCGGGUGCCAACGACUACAGCCGCUUUCUGAUCUUCAACGUAGUCCAUUAGUUACACUUGAACUCCGACUGUCGUACUUACAGCUCCGUCUGCCUUUGUGUUUUCAUCAACAGUUUCGUUUCCAUACGUGGCUAAGCCCCUUUAACUGUCCAGCUGCUGAUUGCCGUUUCGAAAAUGGCCCCAAUCAAAGGCAGAAAGGCUAACAAGAAUUUUCCCAUAUUCAGCCUUGAGGUUAUCAUCCGAAACCAUGUUGACAUCAUAUUCUGCGUGGCCAUGGUCAUCAAUCAGUAUCAUGGUUCAUGUGAGCAAAAAAACGCCGUGACUAAUUUCUCACGUAGAGCAUUGCCGUUGUGUUAUUGUCAUUGUAUCAUGUUUUUUUGUGUUGCAUUGCAGUUGACUUCACCGGUAUCUUCAUUGUUUGUGACCCUGCAAUAUGUUCAGGCCCCCGGACCUAACACCUUCCAAACAUAUGGUACAGGUCUAAAGGAUUUGUUUGCUAUAUUUUACUAUUUCCUCAUUUGCAUCGUACUCCGUGACAUCAUUCAAGAAUAUGUUUUGGAUAAAAUUGUCCAUAAGUUGCAUUUAUCGAAAUCAAAAAACUCAAAAUUCAAUGAAUCUGGACAGCUGAUUGUAUUCAAUGCAGUUUCUUUGAUUUGGGCAUUAUACAUUCUUGUGAAAGACAAUUGGUUGGCUGAUCUUUCAUCAUUAUGGAUUGGAUAUCCAUACAGCACUCUAUCCUUUUCAACAAAACUCUUUUACAUAAUCCAAUUAGCUUACUGGGCUCAUAUUAUGCCAGAACUGUAUUUCCAAAAAAAUAAAAAAGAGAAUAUGUUUAGCAGAGUAAAAUACUCUCUAUUAUACUUGGCAUUUGUCUCGGCUAUAUACAUAACUAAUUUCCACCGUAUUGGUGUUGUAUUGCUAUUGUUGAAUUAUGUUUGUGGACUUACUAAACAUGCUAUUAAAUUGAUUCACAUCACUGAGAAAGAAGAAUAUUAUAGUUAAAAAGUUCAAUGUAAGUUAUUUUAGAGACCUAUGAGUAUUAGGUAAUUAUUUUAUUAAAAUGUUUAUUUUUAUUAGUGGCCUACAUGCUGUACAAUCGCUGACAUUAAUCCUAUCUCAGUCAAUGCUAUUUGUCCCGCUUAAAGGUGUGCAGUACAGUGAAGUAUUCCGUGACUUCAACACCCCCAUGUUUAAAUUAAUAUGUUCGAUCAGCGCAUUGGCUUGGAUUGUUCGUGAAUUCUUGAACAACCAAAAUACCAAUGGUCUCAAUUUAUUUGUUUCGU